Molecule: messenger RNA, 1721 nt
Organism: Sabethes cyaneus
Lineage: Eukaryota; Metazoa; Arthropoda; Insecta; Diptera; Culicidae
Exons: 3
Coding region: 132-1460 (442 amino acids)
Biological process (GO): DNA integration
Molecular function (GO): nucleic acid binding
Source: RefSeq, a predicted model, not a curated record
CUGCCCUUCUUCAUCGCUUCGUUUACAACUGCCGCCUUAAACAUGCCAAGAUAUUGAUUCGCACGGGACCACUUACAGCAAGUGAACUGCUCAUCGCCGAGCGCUCGCUUAUACGGCUCGGUCAACGGGAAAUGUACCCUGACGAGAUCGCUGCCCUCCAGAAAAUCCAAAAUUCGGACUCAAGCACAAACACCGUUUUGAAAACAAGCCCACUCUACCAACUAACACCAUGGUUAGACGAAUACGGAGUUAUGCGCAUGCGGACGCGUAUUGCUGCCUGUCAGUACGCCACUAAUGACGCAAAGCAGCCGGUUAUUCUACACCAAAAACAUCACACCACCACUCUACUAAUAGCACACUACCACCUCAAAUACCAUCACCAAAACCAUGAAACCGUCAUAAACGAAAUACGGCAGAAGUACCACAUCGCUCAUCUCCGCGCCCGUUACCAGCAAGUCAGGAAGGCCUGCCAACGGUGCAAGAACCAGCACGUUUCGCCUAGUCCACCGUUCAUGGCCGAUCUUCCACCAGCUCGCCUUGCUGCCUUCUCACGACCGUUCACUCAUACGGGGAUGGACUACUUCGGGCCGAUCGAGGUCGUCGUGGGGCGAAGAAUCGAAAAGCGUUGGGGAAUGUUAGCCACCUGCCUGACGGUGCGAGCAAUCCACAUCGAGGUUGUGUAUUCGCUAAGCACAAGCUCAUGCAUAAUGGCGAUUCGCAAUUUCAUUAACCGCCGCGGCACCCCGCAAAGAAUAUACAGUGACCGUGGCACAAACUUCGUGGGUGCAAAUCGAGAGCUGAGGCAGCUCAACGACGCACUCAAUCAACAGGAGCUGAUGAAAGAGUUUGCUAGGAAUGGUAUAGAAUGGACGUUCAACCCACCACUAUCGCCGCACAUGGGCGGCAGCUGGGAGCGACUCAUCCGCACCGUUAAAAAUAACCUGGUGACAGUCUGCUCCGUGAAAAGACCAUCCGACGAAGUCCUUCGCAACCUGCUAUCGGAAGUAGAAAACACCGUUAACUCACGUCCACUGACACACGUGCCGAUAGACGAGGAUUCGGGCCCGGCGCUUACGCCGAAUGAUUUCUUGCUCGGCUCGUCCAAUGGCUCGAAACCGCUUAGUAUUCUCGACGACAGCGGUGCCAUCCUUCGGCAGAAUUGGUGCACGUCGCAGGUUCUAGCGAACCAGUUCUGGAAACGCUGGGUAUCGGAUUACCUGCCUGAGAUUACUCGCCGCACUAAGUGGUUUCGUCACUCGAAACCGAUCGCUGUGGGCGACAUAGUUGUCAUCACCGAUAAUAGCAUGCCCCGUAACUGCUGGCCGAAAGGAAAGAUCAUCAAUACUAAGGUUAGCAAGGAUGGUCAGGUUCGUUGUGCAACAGUGAGAACAGCCAAUGGAGUUUACGAGCGUCCGACAUCGAAGCUCGCCGUGCUAGACGUCCGGUGCGACGGAGAGUAAGCCAACCUGGGGUUGGCGUACCCUGGGGGGAGUGUUGGCCACACUGGCCUUUCCGCACCUUCCAUCAACCCAUUGGUCGCGGAUGCUGGAGAAAUGUUGACAGUAUCUUUCAACGGACCUAAACGCUAUCUAGAUAGUCUAUAUAGAAACGAUAAAGGAUUAUAAGGCAAACUAAACGCAAAUUAUAUUCUCCCUCUACAUUGGAUCGUGCGUUUUAUUCGCUUCCGGCGGAGAAUUAUAAUUUUGGAUAUCGCCGUUGAA